UAUGAGUGGCUACGGAGGUUAGAGAAACUCCCUGUUCGUCCGCAGCUCUCCCGUUCCACCGUGGAUAUACAUCACUUUGAGCGUCUCCUCAAGCCUGCCACAUAGCUGCAUACAUCUCGACGGCGGACGACGCCCCUAGUUCACUGCUGAGAGUAUCCAUCAUCGACGCCGCUUUCAAACCCUCAAGAUGCAUUCACCCCAACCGAAAGGAGAGCCUGUCGACGUCGACGGCCGUGCCAGUACCAGUGACGCCGGAUCAGAUGCCGGUGCAGCGCACGCGGGUCAGAAUGAUAUCGAAGCAGCCUACAUCUCCGGGCUGCCCCUCAUCAUCAUGGUCGGCGUGCUGUUCCUCGGGCAGUUUGUUAUUGGCCUGGACUCGAUUAUGGUUGGACUCCUCGUUCCGACGUUGAUCAACGAGUUCGACUCCGUGGCGGACGUCGGCUGGUACGCAUCGAUAUACAUGAUGACGAUUGGGGCCAUGGCACCGACACUCGGCAAGAUCUACACCGUCUUCCCCGUCAAAACCGUCUUUCUCGGGGUCUCGGUAGCCAUGCAACUGGGUUCCCUCCUUUGCGCGACGGCCAAGUCGUCCACGGCCUUCAUCGCCGGUAGAGCCGUCACCGGCUUCGCAGCGAGCGGCCUUCUCUGCGGCACUCAGAUGUAAGGGCAUUCCCCAUCUCUCUCUCUCUCUCUCUCUCUCCCUUUUUCCCCAUCACCUCUCUCUCGUCGUCGCAUAACCGGUGCCUUAUUCUACACAUUUUCGUGGUGUGCCUGCGCAAGUACUUU
This is a messenger RNA of Colletotrichum destructivum, 786 nucleotides long. RefSeq names its product Putative major facilitator superfamily, MFS transporter superfamily. Gene Ontology annotation, cellular component: plasma membrane. The record is from RefSeq and is a predicted model, not a curated record. The transcript has 3 exons. NCBI's taxonomy places the organism in Eukaryota, Fungi, Ascomycota, Sordariomycetes, Glomerellales, Glomerellaceae. Gene Ontology annotation, biological process: transmembrane transport. Gene Ontology annotation, molecular function: transmembrane transporter activity. The coding region runs from base 188 to 664 and encodes 158 amino acids.